AUGGCAGCACCGCUCUCCGAAAUUGGAGUCAUGGCUCUUAAUGCACCAACAUCGAUAGCUACCUCGCGCGAGGACGAUUAUGAAGUAAUAAGUUACAGCACCACGCAGACCACGACGUCAAAUGGUUCCGAUAGCGAUGGACCACCAAGCUCUCCAUUUGUUCAAGAUGUUCAGGAUGUCUCUGAAUCUGCGAAUUUAGAAAACAUUUCACCGAACAAGAUGCUUCGAUUGACAUCCAAAAGUCCCGUCGAGCGCGAACCAACUUCCCCCUUGAAGAUGCUUAAAAGCCGCGCAUCACCCACAUCAACACAAUCACCGAGGAAAACAUCUCAUGAUUACAUGAAAAGUCCGAGAAAGAUGUCUGCGCCGGAAAAGCGGUUUCCUGUCAGACCAUCUAUUUCGCAAUCUAUUUCUUCACCGCCGCCAGAGAAGACAUCUCCUCCGCCUCCGCCAGUGGAACGAUCUUUGAGCAUUGAUGAUGUUUUGAAGAACAACGAAGGUCUUACAAAGGCUAUUGAGAUUUUGGAGGACAAUGAUAGCGAGCAUGAGGAAUUUGUUGAGGAAACCUUUGUCACUUCUGCAGCUAAGAAUGGAGAUGAGACGACCAUGGACGACACAAUGGUUAGCACAUUUAGUAAUUUCUCUGCUAUGCCAGACAUGACAAUGUUUGCAAAAUUGGGUCAAACACCAAAACAUGCAACCAUGGGUCCUACGCCUAGAAGAGCUCCUUUCGAUACCCCUGCAGCGGCAGCUCGAAGACGUCCAAUGAGUACAUAUUCACCAUCUCCAACGCCACGUGCGACCAGAACAGAGACUCGAGAUGACACAAACCUUCUCGAUUUUACAGAACAGUUCAAUAAUUUUUCCGGACGUCGCCAAUCACCGAACAAAACAGGAAGGGAAUCACCUAUGAAAGGGUCGGAUAUGCCCUGGAUGCCAUCAACCCCAUCCGUCAAUAGAAAUAACAUGUCAAAUCUUUUAGACUUUGAUAUUCCACCCGCACCAACGCCACGCAGUAUGCCUUCGAUCACUCCCCGCGAACUCGAAACGUUAAAGUCUGGCUUCCUCUCUGAGAUUAGCAGUCUCAAAGCCUCCCUCAGCGGCCAAGAAGCCCAAGUCGCUUUCCUCAAAACCGCUGUUGGUGAUGCCGAAAAACGUGUCGGCGAAUGUCUCGAACAAGUCCGUGAAGAACGCAAUCUCAAAGACCAGCUCCUCGUCGAAAAAGAAGAAUGGGAUAAACGCGGCCGCGAGAUGGAAGCCGUUCUGCGCAAUGUCAAAGAGGAAAUCCUACACGGCGAACGCGAACGCGACGAUCUAGAAGGUCGACUCGAGGAAACGGAACGCAGGAGAGAAAUGUCCGAAGUCAUGGCGCAAGAAGCAGAACGUCAACUCGCCGCCUUGAAAGCCGGCAAACCACCGCCUGCGCCUUCAUCUCCUAAAGCAGGGGAAUGCGCAUGUGGUGGCCAACGCAACGUCGAAAUGGCAGUCGAAAAAGUCUCUCGCGAACUCCACACCCUGUAUAAAGAUAAACACGAGACCAAAGUCGCCGCCCUCAAGAAAUCCUACGAACGACGCUGGGAGAAGAAGAUCGCAGACCUCGAAUCCCAGAUCGCCGAUCUCACCCGCGAAAAUGAAGAGCUCAGACUCGGCCGCGACGCUACGAUGACUAAAGUCGAUCCCCGCGCCCAAGACGAACUCUCCGCUCAAGCUGCGAAGGCAAAGGAAUUGGAAUCCGAGCUCGAGGGUCUGAACGAGGUGCUGAGGAGUAUUCAAGGCGACAACCACGAUCUCCGCGGUAUGCUGGACGAGGAGCGCGCAGAGAAGGGACGUUUGGUACAAGCUGUCGAUGAGAUGAUCCCGCUUGUCCAGGCGUUUGAUGAUUUACUCGCUGAGAAGGAACGGGAGAAGGAGAAGGAAAGGGUCCCGCCGCCUACGCCUACGUCGUCUGGAUUGGCUUCUCCGAGGGCUAGACCGGUGAGUCAGAUUGGGAUGGCGAGAGGCAGUGGACUUAGAGCGCCUGGUGGUAAACCGCCGUUGACUCAGGAGAGUCGCAUUGGACGCGUGGGUAUGGCGGGCGGGAUGGGGAGUGAGAGGAGUAGAAGCGGGAGUAGUGCGGGGGGUGGGCGGCCAGGGAGUGGAUUGGGGUUUGCGGCUGGCACGGGGUAUCUGGCGGGCGGGGCGGGGAGGAGCGGGAUUAUGAAUUCGAUUGAGAAGAUGGGGAGUUUUAGGGGAAGGGCGGGGGAGUGA
Molecule: messenger RNA, 2247 nt
Organism: Glarea lozoyensis ATCC 20868
Lineage: Eukaryota; Fungi; Ascomycota; Leotiomycetes; Helotiales; Helotiaceae
Exons: 1
Coding region: 1-2247 (748 amino acids)
Biological process (GO): cell population proliferation; mitotic spindle organization
Cellular component (GO): cytoplasm
Source: RefSeq, a predicted model, not a curated record